Impatiens glandulifera is the source of this 3391-nucleotide messenger RNA. Its product is annotated as zinc protease PQQL-like. Gene Ontology annotation, molecular function: metal ion binding; metalloendopeptidase activity. The coding region runs from base 116 to 3142 and encodes 1008 amino acids. Lineage: Eukaryota; Viridiplantae; Streptophyta; Magnoliopsida; Ericales; Balsaminaceae. The record is from RefSeq and is a predicted model, not a curated record. Gene Ontology annotation, biological process: proteolysis. The transcript is spliced from 21 exons.
AUUUGAACGUAUUGAAAAGGAAGAGUAGAACAAAAUGCUGCAUUUUCUGUUCAGGUGUCAGUUGGGAGUGUGAUUCAUUCUCCAGAGAGGAAAGAGGCGCGCCAGAUUGACAAAUAUGGAUUUGCUUCCUUCAGAAUCGCCGAUUGAGCAGAAACAUGGAUUCCGGUCACUGAAGCUUCCAAACAUUAACAUGGACGAUGUCCUUGCAGAGAAGCCAUUCGGAGCUGAAUACGGCCGACUCGACAACGGUAUCUCUUACUAUGUCCGAUGCAAUUCUAAGCCUAGAAUGAGAGCUGCUCUCGCUCUCGCCGUCAAAGCUGGCUCAGUUUUGGAAGAGGAGGAUGAACGAGGAGUUGCUCAUAUUGUUGAACAUCUUGCUUUCAGUGCUACAAAGAAGUACACGAAUCACGAUAUUGUUAAAUUUCUAGAAAGUGUAGGGGCGGAGUUUGGUGCUUGUCAGAAUGCAGUUACAUCAACUGAUGAUACAAUUUACGAGUUAUUUGUUCCCGUUGAUAAGCCAGAACUGUUGUCUCAGGCAAUUUCGAUCUUAGCUGAAUUUAGCACAGAGGUGAGAGUCUCAAUAGAUGAUCUAGAUAAGGAAAGGGGAGCUGUUAUGGAAGAAUACAGACAGACACGCAAUGCUAUGGGGAGAAUGCAUGAUUCGCAUUGGGCCUUGAUGAUGGAGGGUUCAAAGUAUGCAGAGCGCCUUCCAAUAGGCUUGGAAAAAGUAAUCCGAACAGUUUCUGCCAGUACUGUAUUGAAUUUCUAUAAGAAAUGGUAUCAUUUGCAGAAUAUGGCUAUUAUAGCUGUUGGAGAUUUCUCUGAUACUCAGAGUGUGGUCCAGUUAAUCAAAACACAUUUUGGAGAUAAAUCUUCUCACACUGAUCCUCCAUCCAUACCACAUUUUCAAGUUCCAUCUCAUGAAGAUCCUCGUUUCUCGUGCUUUGUUGAUUCAGAAGCUGCCGGGUCUGCAGUGAUGAUCAGCUGUAAGAUGGCUGCCUAUGAAUUAAAGACUGUGAAAGAUUAUAGGGAUCUUCUUGCAGAAUCCAUCUUCUUUCAUGCUUUAAAUCAGAGGUUUUUCAAAAUUUCUAGGCGAAAAGAUCCUCCAUACUUUUCAUGCUCUGCUGCUACUGAUGUGUUAGUUAAUCCAGUAAAAGCUUGUGUAAUGACUUCAUCUUGUAAAGAGAGAGGUACUCUGGAUGCCUUGGAAUCUAUGCUUAUUGAGCUUGCUAGGGUUCGAUUACAUGGAUUUUCUGAACGUGAGAUUUCUAUUGUUCGAGCUCUGCUAAUGUCAGAGAUGGAAUCUGCUUAUUUGGAGCGUGAUCAAAUGCAAUCAACAACCUUAAGAGAUGAAUAUUUACAACAUUUUCUCCAAAAUGAACCUGUUGUUGGAGCGGAAUACGAGGCCCAACUGUACAAAGCUCUUCUACCCCAUGUAUCCGUACCAGAAAUAUCUAUCUAUGCAGAGAGGUUUAGAACUUCAUGUAGCUGUGUUAUAAAGAUCAUUGAACAUCAAGCUUCUGCAACAAUUGAUGAUCUGAGAGCCAUAGUGGCAAAGAUCAAUUCUCUUGAGGAAGAAAGGAAUAUUCCUCCAUGGGAUGACGAAAAGAUCCCUGAAGAAAUCGUGAAUGUUAAGCCAAAUCCUGGGCAUAUAAUGCAUGAGAAUAUAUAUCAGAAUAUUGGAGCUACCGAGCUAAUUCUGUCUAAUGGCAUGAGAGUUUGUUAUAAGUGUACAGACUUCCUUGAUGACCAGAUUCUUUUUACAGGAUUCACAUAUGGAGGAUUAUCUGAACUACUUGAAAAGGAAUACUUUUCAUGCUCUAUGGGUUCAUCAAUCGCUGGAGAAAUUGGUAUAUUUGGUUAUAGACCAUCUGUUCUUAUGGAUAUGCUAGCUGGUAAGAGAGCUGAAGUUGGCACAAAGAUCGGAGCAUACACGAGAAGCUUUUCUGCUGAUUGCUCCCCAUCAGAUCUUGAAACUGCAUUGCAGCUUGUCUAUCAACUAUUUGUAGUAAAUGUAGAACCAUCAGAGGAAGAUACCAAAAUUGUGAUGCAAAUGACAGAAGAAGCAAUACGUGCUCAAGAAAGAGAUCCUUAUAAUAUUUUUGCAAAUAGAGUUAGAGAACUCAACUAUGGACGGUCGUACUUCUUUAAACAAAUUCGACUAAAUGACCUUCGAUCAGUUGAUCCUUUCAAGGCUUGUGAAUACUUCAGCAACUGUUUUAAGGAUCCCUCUACAUUUACAGUUGUAAUAGUUGGAAAUGUCGAUCCUGCUGUUGCUCGUCCGAUAAUCUUGCAGUAUUUGGGUGGCAUACCGAGACCUCCAGAACCUAUAUUUAAAUUUAACCGUGAUGAGCUCAAAGAAUUGCCGUUCGAUUCUCCAUCCACUGUGAUGAGAGAAAUAGUUCGCAGUCCUAUGGUGGAAGCUCAAUGCUCUGUUCAAUUAUACUUUCCUGUUCAGAUAAAAGAUGAAAAUAUGAUGGAAGACAUUCACUUGGUUGGCUAUUUAAGCAAACUUCUGGAGACAAAGAUGAUGCAGCUUCUCCGAUUCAAGCAUGGGCAGAUCUAUUCUGCUGGUGUUUCUGUUUUUCUUGGGGGUAAUAAACCUUCUAGAUCUAGCACUGUCCGUUGUGAUAUUAGUGUAAAUUUUUCCUGUGAUCCAGACAUCUCCAAAAGUCUGGUUGACAUCACUCUAAAUGAAAUUUUGCGCCUUCAAGAAGAAGGACCUUCAGAAGAAGAUGUUUCAGCUGUGCUUGAAAUUGAACAAAGGGCUCAUGAGAAUGGUCUACAGGAGAAUUAUUAUUGGUUGGAUAGGAUACUCCGAAGCUACCAAUCAAGGGCCUAUUCUGGUGAUAUUGACAUUUCAUUUGAGUUGCAAGAUAAGACCAGAACUAAAGUAAGAGCAUCUCUAACACCAUCAACUGCACAAUCAGCCUUACAGAGGCUACUUCCCUAUCCAUGCAAAAAACAGCACACUGUGGUGAUCCUAAUGCCUCAGACAUCUCCAUACAAGCGGUUGAAGUCUUUUGCCUCUUCUAUCUUCAAACACCACAGUACAGAUGCGAAGAUAAUAGCGGGGUUGGCAGGCUUGGCAGUUAUAGUUUUCAGUUUAUGGAGACACUCGAGAAAUGCUGCCAAGUCUUGAAACAUUAGGUAUUCUUCUGUAUACUACAUAUAAUUAUCAUUUUUUUAUCAUAUAACAGAUUUACCUGAUCAGGACUGUAUUGUGUUUUUUUCUGGACUGAUUGAAGCACUAUUUUCACAUCUUAUCAAAUUUCAAGGUUGAUAAUUAGUACAUUUAGAGGGAUGAAUAGUUGAAUAUUUGAUAGUAGUAAAUUGAGUCAGAUUCAGUUCAUAUUUUAUAUUUUGAUUGAAUAAAAAUCACUUAAGACCA